Molecule: messenger RNA, 2622 nt
Organism: Lactuca virosa
Lineage: Eukaryota; Viridiplantae; Streptophyta; Magnoliopsida; Asterales; Asteraceae
Source: the annotation of a GenBank genome assembly
AUGUCCGCAUUUACACUCUCCCUCCCUUUUCAAACUCCCCACCAACAACAAAACCCCAUCAACAAAAACCACAGCUUUCGCUCCCCUCCUAAACCCCCUUCAUCAAAUCAAAAACCCACAUCAGAUUCACCUUCAUAUUCCUCAUGGAUCGAACAACUUCGAUCCCAUACCCGUUCCGGCAACUUCCACGAAGCCAUAUCCGUCUACAUCGACAUGACCACCGCCGGUCUCCGCCCCAACAACUUCGCUUUCCCGGCUGUUUUAAAAGCAGUUACAGAGAUUCAGGACUUCAAUUUGGGUGAACAGGUUCAUGGUGUUGUUGUUAAACUUGGGUACGAUGCAUCUUCAGUGACUGUUGCGAAUACGCUCUUGAAUAUGUACGGGAAAUGUGGGGGUUUAAAUGAUGUCCUCAAGGUGUUCGACAAAAUUACUGAAAGAGAUAAAGUGUCAUGGAACACUUUUAUCGCUUCGUUAUGUAGGUUAGAAGAAUGGGAGCUUGCUUUGGAUAUGUUUAGGCGAAUGCAAUUUGAUAAAGUUGAACCCAAUUCGUUUACCUUGGUCAGCAUGUCGCUUGCUUGUUCAAAUCUUGAAAAUCGCCAUGGUGUCAUGCUUGGGAAGCAAGUUCAUGCUUACAGUUUAAAAAUUGGGGACACCAUGAGUUUUACAAACAAUUCUUUGAUGUCUAUGUACGCAAAACUAGGAAGAAUUCAAGAUUCAGUUUCGCUAUUUGAGAUGUUUCCUGGAAAAAAUAUAAUUUCUUGGAACACCAUGAUAAGCUCACUCUCACAACAAGAUCUAUUUCAGGAAGCCAUGGCUGUCUUCAAGCUCAUGAUUCUUGAAGAAAUGAAGCCCGAUGGAGUCACAAUUUCAAGUGUUCUUCCUGCUUGUUCUCAUUUGGAGUUAUUACAUCAUGGGAAACAAAUUCAUGCUUAUGCAAUAAGAAACAAUAAUUUGAUUGAAAACUCAUACGUUUCUAGUGCUUUAAUCGACAUGUACUGCAAUUGCAGAGAAAUUACAAUCGCCCGUAAAGUUUUCGAUCGUCUCGUAAACCGGAGCCUUGCAAAUUGGAACGCGAUGCUUGCGGGUUACACACAAAACGGAUUUUACGAUUCUGCCCUUGUUCUUUUCUUCAAAAUGAUGGAAUUUUCUGGGCUUUCUGCUAACCCUACAACAAUGGCGAGUGUAAUUCCUGCUUCUGUCCACUGUGAAUCUUUUCAUGACAAAGAAGGCAUGCAUGGAUUCAUCGUGAAAAUGGGGUUUUCAAAAGACGGGUAUGUGCAAAACGCGCUAAUCGACUUGUAUUCCCGAAUUGGGAAAAUCAACAUUUCAAGAAACAUUUUUGAUAGAUUGGAGAUUAAAGAUACGGUUUCUUGGAAUACAAUGAUUACAGGGUAUGUGGUUUGUGGAUUUCAUGAACACGCGUUAGAUUUGCUGCAUAAAAUGAAUCAAAGAGAUGAAACCCACGAUCAAAACCUUGAAAAGGUAACAUGUAAGCCUAAUUCAAUAACCCUAAUGACUGUUCUUCCAGGUUGUGCAGCCUUGGCUGCCUUAGCAAAAGGUAAAGAAAUCCAUUCUUACGCUAUUAGAAAUCUUUUGGCCACGGAUGUGGCAGUUGGAAGUGCCCUAACUGAUAUGUAUGCAAAAUGUGGGUGUUUAAACUUCGCCCGAAAGGUGUUCGAUGAAAUGCCUGUGAGAAACGUGAUCACAUGGAAUGUAAUGUUCAUGGCAUAUGGUAUGCACGGGAAAGGAGAUGUCGCCAUGUCACUUUUCAACCGCAUGGUGGCUGAAAUCAACCCUAACGAGGUUAGCUUCAUUUCACUAUUCGCAGCAUGUAGCCAUUCGGGCAUGGUGGAUGAAGGUCUAGAAUUGUUCCAUAAAAUGAAAGACAAAUACGGGGUUGACCCAACCGAAGAUCAUUACGGGUGUGUGGUUGACUUGCUAGGUCGAGCCGGGCGGCUAGCCGAAGCACACGAGCUGAUAACCAAAAUGCCACCACGGUUCAAGAAACUUGGUGCGUGGAGUAGCCUACUUGGUGCUUGUUGGAUUCACCAAAAUGUGGACCUAGGCGAGAUCGCGGCUCGAAAUCUACUGGAAUUCGAGUCGGAUGUUGCCAGCCACUACGUGUUACUAUCAAAUAUCUACUCAGCCGCAGGGUUUUGGAAAAAAGCAACCGAAGUGCGAAAAACAAUGAUUAAAAAUGGGGUUAAGAAAGAACCGGGGUGCAGUUGGAUUGAGUUUGAUGAUGAAGUGCAUAAAUUUAUGGCCGGGGAUUUUUCACACCCGCAAAGUGAGAAAAUUCAUGGUUUUCUUGAAAAGUUAUUGGAGAGAUUGAAACAAGAAGGGUAUGUGCCCGAUACAUCGUGUGUUCUUCAUGAUGUGAAUGAAGAUGAAAAGGAGAGUUUGCUUUGUGGACAUAGUGAGAGGUUGGCUAUAGCAUUUGGGUUGAUUAAUAUGCCACCGGGUGUCACGAUUCGAGUUGCGAAAAAUCUUAGGGUUUGUAAUGAUUGCCAUUCAGCGAUUAAGUUUAUUUCGAAGGUUGUUGGGAGGGAGAUUGUUGUAAGGGAUGUUCGAAGGUUUCAUUGUUUUAAAGAUGGGAAUUGUUCGUGUGGUGAUUAUUGGUGA